Molecule: messenger RNA, 4134 nt
Organism: Didymodactylos carnosus
Lineage: Eukaryota; Metazoa; Rotifera; Eurotatoria; Philodinida; Philodinidae
Source: the annotation of a GenBank genome assembly
AUGAAGAUAGUGGUGUCACAGGUUAUGCCAGAAGAUUUGGGUAAAGUGUGUGAACGUUAUUUAUGUUCACGUUUCACAUCGUUCACGAAUCAAUUAAUUGGUGUUGAACAUAAACGUCAUUCAAUAUUAAACCACAAAUUAGUAUUCAAAAAAUAUACAAAAAAUCCAUUAGAUAAAUUUCGUCGUUUAUAUACAAAUACUAUCGGUAGCAAAGUUAAAGAAGAAAUUGCUAUGCCAUCAAAUAAUAACGUUGUUUUGACAGCAUUUAACAACACAAACUCACAACAAUUGUCCAAUGGAUCUUCCGACAUAUCAGUUUCAUCGCAAGCGUCAUCGUCCGAUUAUUCUCCGUCAAAAUCUCUGUCCUCCGUACAAUCCUCUAUGUCUUCACUGACAUCGUUAUCCAUGGAACCGUUAACGGAAUGGAAAUUAUUGCAUGAGCGUGGUCCACCGUUGGUCCAAUGGUUAAUAAAUAAUUCUCAUUUCAGUGGAUGUCGUGUUAAAGCUGAAAAACAAUUUUGUUUAUUUUGUGAGGCAGAACAUGUUAUUAAAUUGAUUCAUCGUAACGGGAUAUCAACAACAAAUAACAACACAUUUUCCUCACAAGCUGUUGCGCCAACGUUAAUUGUAAGACGUAUAAAAGACAUUUCGACAACGUUCAAACAAGGUCGACAAGAGGAUGCCAGUGAAUUUUUAAUUUGUUUAUUAGAUAAAAUUGUUGACAGUUGUUUACGUUCAUCACAACCACCCGAACGUCUAUUACCAUCAUCGGGUAUAAACUAUGAUAAAUUGUGUCAUAGUCAAACUAUUUUACAUGAUCUAUUUGGACUUGUAUUACGUUCACGUGUACAAUGUGGUCGUUGUCAUCAGACAUCGGACACGUAUGAAGUUCAUUAUAUGUGGAUUGUUAGUGUCCGAAAUCGAUACGAAUUACAACAAUCGUUACAACAAUUUAUAUGUAAAGAAACAUUAUCGGGGGAAAAUUUAUAUCGUUGUAUCAAAUGUAAGAUAUUAGUUCAAGCAACAAAACGAUAUACGUUACAUAAAACUCCAAAAAUAUUAUUAAUUAAUUUAAAACGUUUUGAAUUCGGAAAAAAUUCACAUAAACUAUCACAUUUAGUACGUUAUGCAGAACAUCUUAAUGUUUAUCCAUAUCUGAGUGAAGAAACGCAACAAACAAUUAAACAACAAACAUCAGAUUAUCGUUUGUACGCUGUUCUCGUGCAUGUUGGCUCAUCAAUGCAUAGUGGCCAUUAUUAUGCUUACGUACGAUCACCAAAUAAUUUAUGGUAUAAAGCUGACGAUACGUCCAUGAUCAAAUGUCAAACAAAUGAAGUAUUAAAUCAAUAUGGAGCAUAUAUACUGUGUUAUAUGAACGAAACGCAGCAACAACACAGUGGUAAUGGUAAUGGAAUAACGAAUGGAAUAAAAAUAGCAACAAGUAAAUUAGUCAUGCAGAAUGGAAAAACAAAUGGGAAUACAAUGCCAUUUUAUACCUCAUUACAAGUUCCAUCUAAAAAAAUUCCAAAACAAGUUAAUGCUCAAAAUUCUCUGACAGAGCAGGCAAGUGAUAAUGUCAUCAAAGCACCGUUCAAGAAACCAUCUGUAAUUGCACAAAAUUCCAAUAGUAAUCAGCUAGUCAAGACUAAUGGUUCAAUAGCAAAUGGUAAUCGCCCACCAAUUGUUAUAAAAAUUCAAAAAAAAAUAUCAUAUUUGAAUAAACAACAGUCUCCACAAACAUCUUCAUCUCCAAAUUUGAAUUGUGUGUCUUCUAUUACGUCUCAACAGUCUGCAGAUGUAUCUACAUCGAAUACAACACCAUCUCACGUUAUUAAAUCGCUUAAAUCAUCCUCAACGACAAAUAUAUCGAAUGAAGAAAUAUCAUCGAAGAAAUUAAAUGGACACACUUCAUGCUCGGCAACGUUCGUAACAUCAACUGUUCAGUCGACAUCUUCUCCACUGAAAAUUAUCAUUAAAACAUCACCGACUAAAAUACCAUCAUUACUAAACGGAAAUGGACAUGCUAAGCUGAACGGACUAAAAUCAAUAUCUCAACAUUAUUAUAACGACGGUGACUCAUCUUCUUCAUCACCAGAUUUUUUAUCGGUUGAGAAAAGAAUUGAUGAUAUUAAAGAGAAACAAGAACUGGUUUUGGAGGAAACAUCGAUCGUAAGUAGAGUUGAUGCUCAAUUCGAAUUAAUAAAACCCGGUAAUGAUCAACAAGGAGUAGAGAAUGACAUAUCACAUUCGAUGGAUGAACAACAACAAAUUGUUGGCGAGAAACGAAAAAGACAUCAUGAAAAAAAACGAAAGAAGCAUAAACAUCAUAAAAGGUUUAAGCAUCGUAGUCGUUCACCAACAGAACAGAAUGGUGAAGAUAAUAAAACAAAUAACAGUGAUCUAAAAGAUGACGAUCGUUCGCAUCAUCAUCAUCACCAUCAUCAUCGAUCUCGUUGUCUAUCAUCAUCAUCAAAUCGUUCAUUGUCACCUAUAUCACGCGAAAAACGGCAAAGAAAAAAGAAAAAGAAAGAACGCCGACGACGUGCUGAGCAAGAUGAUCUAUUUGGACAAAUUUUAUUUUAUUAUGCAAAAUUGAUGUCAAACAUCUCACCAAUGACUAAUGAUGAAAUAGUCAAUUUUUCCGAAAUGAUUCAACGUAUUCGACUACUAGACAAGUUUACACAGAUAUUGUUACUUGUUACUGAUGAUUUACGUAGAUCACUUCAUAAACAGCGGAUGCUACCAAAAUUUAUCGAAGAUACUUUUAAAAAACCUGUGCCAAGGAAAAAAGAAGAAAUAAUGCCAGAAAUUCAGCCUGAAGAAAUUGAAGAACUGCGAUUAGCGGAAAAUAUAAUUGAUAAAGCAAAACGUGUUAUUGAAAGUAAAACUGGUGAUAAACAAAGAAAAACGAAUGAAGACAAAGAAAAAACGGUGACAACAUCUAAAUCUGAGGCUCGUCAAGUGCAACAGACGGUAUCGCCUGUACCGUUAUCAGUACCACCACCACCACAGGCUUCAAAUCAACAUAUUCGAAAAUAUACUCCUGCACAUAUGAAAGCACCAUUUCGCACUGUACCAGAAAAUAAACGUCGUAAUAGUCGUACACAUACGCCAACGUUAACGAGUGAACGAAGACGUUCAUUGAGUCAACAACGACGACAACAAUUACCAGCUUCUUCGACAAUCACCCUUAGCAGGAGUAAUACAAGUCAAUCAAUUAAUCGAGAAAGUACGGCAAUUAAAGACAAUCAUGGCCUAUUAAAAGAAACAUAUCAAGCACCUGUACAAAACUCAAACUGUGCUCCGCUACAGUCAUUCCCAUCUAAUGAUUUACUAACAAUACCAGUGGAAACGAAACAAAAUUUCUACCAAGAUGUUCCGUCAAUCGACGAAAAGCUUGAUGAUACUGACGCUACGAAUUUGUCAGAAUUAAAUUGUUCAUUAAUAAAACCAUUACGAAAAUUAUGGAAACAAAAUCAAAUUUAUCGAUCAAAAUUAAAACAAGAGCAUGAACGAUCUUUGAAGAAAGAGCCACCACAAUUUUUAAAACGUGUACAGAAUCAGAUCUAUAAAUCCAAUAAUAUCGAUUCUCUACGUGCACCAGACAUACAAUCACUGAUAUGUUUGGCCGUCAAAUUAAGAUUAAUUCUUCAAUAUUUGUUACAAUCGUGUAAAAGUGAUGAUAAUUUGCUCAAUGGAAUUAAAUGUUUAAUGACACUAAAAUAUUACAUGGAAUAUUAUCGAUCUUAUUUCAAAUAUGAUGUUAAUAUUCUUAUUUCGAAACAUCAUCUUACUCAUGAUAACGAAUUAUUUCCAUCAAUGAAUGAUAAAUAUAAUAUCAAACAUAUUGCUAAAAAAUCUUCUUCUCGUUAUCUGAAUUCACAAACAAACAUGAUGAUAUCCUAUCAAAAAUUCAGUCAACUUGAAGCAUUAACAGAAUUGAAAAUAAAAGAAUUUGAAUAUGAAUGUCGAUUAAUCGAAUUAGAAUUAUCACAAAAGUUAAUUUAUCGUUUUCAACGUUAUACCGAUGGCUCUAUCAACAGAAAAUUAAUACCAACUUAUCGUGAAUUAUUGUCUAUUGUCACAGACAAACAAACAUCGGCACCGAUUAUUGUAGAAAACAAUUCAUUAUAA